Messenger RNA from Cyprinodon tularosa, 7214 nucleotides. Its product is annotated as E3 ubiquitin-protein ligase RBBP6-like. Gene Ontology annotation, biological process: ubiquitin-dependent protein catabolic process; mRNA processing; protein ubiquitination. Gene Ontology annotation, molecular function: zinc ion binding; ubiquitin protein ligase activity; nucleic acid binding. The transcript is spliced from 20 exons. The record is from RefSeq and is a predicted model, not a curated record. Gene Ontology annotation, cellular component: nucleus. NCBI's taxonomy places the organism in Eukaryota, Metazoa, Chordata, Actinopteri, Cyprinodontiformes, Cyprinodontidae. The coding region runs from base 915 to 6350 and encodes 1811 amino acids.
UUCUUACUUCCGGUUCCGUCUGACGCCAUUUUGAUGAAACAGCGAGGAUUGGAGGACCGUUGACCUAUGAAAUGGAUUUUAUGGAUUAGAAGUGAAUAGUAAUCUUGAUAAUUCCAUUUUUUUGUUUUUCUCGAGGAAAUUAUCGUCGAAGUGAACCAUUUUCUCCUUAUUCGUGUAACGGACGGAUUGAGAAGACCGCGAGGCUGCGGACCCGGCUGCUAGCUGUUUGCUUUUGUUAGGCCGUUGGUGUGUUGCAAUGUGUUGAGGACCAUGCUAGUUUGCAAAUAUACGCAACCAACGACUUCAGAAAGACAUGUCAGGAUCGGAUAGUAUCGUGAAAAGACUAUUCUUCGGGAGUUUUUCUUCUUCUUUUGUUUUCUUCGGCCGAGACUUUUUGCGGGAUUCGUUAGUCUUCGAAUAAAAAGGGACUGCACCAGAAAAGACUUUGGCUCAGGAAAGCUAAGGGCCGCUGCUGCUGCUGCCUGAGCGGCUUACGGCGCUUUGAGCUUUCCCUCAAGGACAAUUCACCAAGGACUUGGUCUCAUUUAUAAAACAGCAUAACAGAGAUACACUGUUCUGCAUGAACAAUCUUGGAUUUGUUGGCAUUACGAAAUGAUUUAAUGGACUUUAAAGGACUGGCGGGGCGCGCGGUGCCUCUCGUUGGCCCUUUGGCCUCAUCCUUCAUACGUUUUUCUUUGGCACUUAUUUGAAAAAGGCUCUGUUUUCCUCUUCGAGCUGAGCCUUUCCUCAUUUUAGCAAUUUAUUUUGUCAAGAGUGUUUCAGCAAACUGAAAGGGUUACAAAUUAAACAUUUAGCCUCAUGUGUUCAGUGUUGACGCUGUUUUUUUUUUAUUACAUAACAGAUCUGUUUUUUUCAUUUAGCUGUGCUUGAGGUUAUAAAUAGACCUGUGAAAAAUGUCGUGUGUUCAUUAUAAGUUUUCUUCCAAACUGGACUAUAACACAGUCACUUUCGAUGGGCUGCAUAUUACGCUUAGCGAGCUUAAGAAGCAGAUAAUGGCCCGGGAGCGGCUCAAGGCCACAGACUGCGACCUGCAGAUCACCAAUGCGCAGACUCGAGAAGAGUACACAGAUGAUGAGGCACACAUCCCGAAACACUCUUCUGUCAUCGUCCGCCGGACUCCGAUUGGUGGAGUGAAACCUGCUGGCAGGACGUUCAUUGUAGAUCGUUCUGAAACAGCUGGGGUUGGAUCUUCUAUACCCACGGAUUCUUCCCCUUCUUUGACUGUUGCUCAGCUGGCUAAGACCCCAAACCUGGUUGAUGCAAAUGCUUCAGAGGAGGACAAGAUUAGAGCCAUGAUGACUCAAUCAAACCAUGAAUAUGAUCCAAGCAACUACUCCAAGAAAGCAGUUGGACCCCCACCACCUUAUUAUACCUGCUAUCGUUGUCACAAGUCUGGCCACUACAUCCGGCAUUGCCCCUUGCUAAUGAUGCAGGAUAAAAGUGUGGAGGGGCCCAAACCAGUCAGGAUCAGUAAGGGUAUACCGCAGAGCUUCAUGGUGAAAGCUGACCCAAGUGCCAAAGGAGCAAUGUUGACAAGCACUGGAGAAUAUGCUAUACCUGCCAUAGACGCGGAGGCUUACGCUCAAGGGAAAAAGGAACGACCUCCAUUCGUUCCCAAUGAUCAGUCGUCAUCAGAAGAUGAUUCAGACCCGAUCCCAGAUGAACUCCUCUGUCCGAUCUGCAAUGACCUGAUGACUGAUGCUGUAGUCAUACCCUGUUGUGGAAACAGUUACUGCGAUGAUUGUAUCAGGACUGCAUUGCUGGACUCAGAGGAGCACAUUUGUUACUCAUGCAAACAGUCAGAUGUUUCACCUGAUAAUCUCAUUGCCAACAAGUUUCUCCGACAGGCUGUGAACAACUUCAAGAACGAGACUGGAUACACCAAACAUGGACGGAAGCAGCUGCAACAUGCAGCUCCUCCUCCACCUCGCCCACAAUUGGUCAGGCCUUUGCAGUCCAGACAGCAGGACCCCCUCCUGGUCAAUGCUGCUAACCCCCCUUCAGUAACUGCACCAUCAGUACCUCCUAAAGUAGAAGUCCCACUCGCUGAACUGUCUGCUGCUGCCCCUCUGGUUUCUGCUCCUCCUCCUGUUGCCAGCACCGCUUCUACUCCUCCCAUUUCUACCACAACAUCUGCGCCUCCUCCCGUUUCUACCACAACAUCUGCGCCUCCUCCCGUUUCUACCACAACAACUUCACCUCCUCCCGUUUCUGCCACAACAACUGCACCUCCUCCCGUUUCUGCCACAACUGCACCUCCUCUCGUUUCUACCACAACAACUGCACCUCCUGACGUUUCCACCAGCUCCACUGCUCCAUCUACUCCUGAAGCCUCAACAGCUCCUGCCACUCCAAGUCCUCCUCAUGCUGCUGCUGCUGAACACAAGGAGGCCUCCCCAGUCCCUGCUGCUGACUGCCAUUCACCUGUGGUCUCAAACAGGCGAGGCGAACCACCCCCACCAGGGGACACUGAUCCAGAACCUACUGUGAACCGACCUUCUUCUGGAACCCCUGAAAGAAAAUCACAGAGCUAUAGCUUACCUGUCAUUGGCCACCUGCCGCCUGCAAGACAAAAUCAUCCAUCAGGCCACCCAACAAGAUCCAACCAGUCUCACAGAGGUGGAAACAGACACUGGUACAGGACUAGAGGAGAGCAUCCCUCCUCUCAUAUGCAAACGGCUCCUCCCCCUGCACCCAUUCCUCAAGUGUACCCAGCUGCCUUAUACCCACCGGUACCGCAGCCCUAUGUUCCUCAGUACAGCUCAGGGCCUGGUCUCAUCCCUCCUCCUACCAUCAGUUUCCAACCUCAGCCUGUCUAUGCUCCUGGACCACCUGGGCUUAAUCCCCCCUGGGUCCCUCCUGGUGCCCAGCCCCCUCUCAUGCCAUUACCACCAUCCCUGUCACAGCCCCCACUCUCGAAAGAAGACUUCUACAGACAAAGGCACCAUCGACAGGACAAAGUCACUUCAAAAUUGGAUGAGUUCACUAAAGAUUUCCAUUUAGAACUCAUAAAAUACAGAAAUGCCUCUAAGAGACAACGACGAUCUUAUUCCAGGUCCAGGUCAUUCAGCCGCUCUCCAUUUAGCCGCUCACCAUUCAGUCGCUCUCCGUAUUCUCGCUCUAGAUCAAGAUCUAGAACCCGAUCCAGGUCUUACUCUCUUUCUCCCAGUCGAUCCCGCUCUCGAUCACAUGGCCGGUCCUAUCCCCGUUCCCCUUAUUCCAGACGUAACGGGCGCAGCUACGGACGUUCAAGGUCCCGAUCGCGUUCCAGGUCUUACAUCUACCGCCGUUCUGGCUCGCCACGCUCUCCUCUGCCCUAUCGAGGAGGAGGCUGGGAUCCUGCCGAAGCUCCCAGACCCUACAGAUCUCGAUCGCGAUCCCGCUCCCCUGGCGGCUACCGGAACCGCAGCCCUGGUGGAAGAAAGCCCCCUCCUCGCGAGUUGAUGGCAUAUGAGCUAAAGGGACAUAGUCCUGCGAGUCAUGAUCGUUGGGAGAGAGAAAGAUAUCGACAGUGGGAGAAGGAAUACACAGACUGGUACAACAAGUACUACAAAGAGUUUGACAAUCAGCAUCCCCCUCUGCAUCACCGAGGUCAUGGCAGCAGAGACCGAGAACGGGAGAAGGUAUCGGCAUCCACCAGAGACUAUUCACCCCAGGGAAGAGGCAGGCGGGGGAAGGAGGAGCGAGGUGGCCCCCCUCAUAAUCCUCCAUCCUCAUCUUCAUCAAUCGCCAAAUCCAGCACUAAAGUCAUAAAGCCGAAGAAAAUCAAAAAGAAGAAGUCUGGAGAAGAACCGGAACAGUCCCAGCAGAACCUGGACAGAGGUGAUGCCACUCCUGUUAGAGACGAGCCAAUGGAUGACAUAUCUUCCAAUACUAAAAUGCCCCCCAUGUCCUCGAGGCCUCCGCCUUCAAGUGGUGCUGCUACGCCCAAAGCAACAUCUUCUAAAGCUGCAACCACACCAGCUAAACCGGCAGCCAAGUCAACAUCCAAGACCCAGGCCGAUGAAACCAAGAAGGACAAGGGCCUGAAAGUAAAAGCUAAGGUAAAACCACAGAUUGCAAAGACAAAAAGUGAGAAGAUUAAGAAAAAGCCUGGAGAAGGAAUGACGACCACCAAGAAGGACUCCUCAGCCACCUCGUCGGCUGUCAAACUGGUGAAGACUAUCAAGAACAAGCCAGAUGAUGCUUCCAACUCAGCCGCACCUAAGAAAGAUAAGCCUAGAAGCUCUGCAGUGAGGCCUGCCAUGAAGACUCCGCCUACAUCUUCCCAGAAUCAGCCUUUACCUCACCACUCUCUGCAUGAAAGCCCCCGAUCAAGCCACGAUUCACAAAGCAGGAGAGAGCCCUCAAAGACUGCUGGUAUCCCUUCUCUGCUCAGAACUUUGGUCCAUCCAAGACCUCCAUCCCCAGGGGACAGUCGCAGGAGGAUGGGAGAGGACUGUCGCCCUUUACUCGGACCCCCUGAGAAGCUGAGGAGAGUGGAAGGAGGGGGCAGCAUUUCCCACUCACACCUCCAUACAAACCCAUUUCACAGACUGCCACCUCCCUCUGACAGGCCCAGUCCGCUCCCCCUGCCAGGGACUCGAGAUCUGGGACGAAUAGAUUCAGAUCGAGGACCUCUUCUGGACGCUCAGAAACCUAUGAGGAGGAUCAAACUAAACAGAGAUCUGGGCAGAAGAGGCAGCAGUGAAACGGCACCUUCAGACAAAACCUCUGAGAAAUCUUCCUCUGGCUCAGAUCGAUCAGCUGCUGCUCAUGGCUCUGAGGGAGACAGACACAAAAGUACAUCAGAGGCAGGUGGAAGGAAGGAGCCGUCGACCUCGGUGGAUAAAGUAGUUACCAGGGAGCGGCCAAGCAGCGCUGGUGAUAGGCACCGUGGCUCUGAUAGGGAGCAGGUCAAAGAGCGGGAUAGGCCCUCUGGUUCGGACAGAGACAGGGAUUCAGGCUUCAACAGAGAGAGGGAAAGGCCCUCUGGGUCAGGGAAUCAAAAAACUUCCGAUGACAGAGAUGAAGAGGCGGAUAAGGUGGUAAAGGCUGAGCGAAAAAACCCCAGCAGCGGAAGCUCAGCAGGUCGCUCUGUCUCUGUGGAUAAAAUGACGAUUGGAGAAAAAUCUGCUAGUAGCAGGGAGGUGGUAGAUCAGGAGAAACCAAGUGUGUCCUCCAAGGAGAGAGCGGAUGGCUCAGAGAGAGCUGCUCAAUCUGACAGGAGUCGAUCCAAAGACAGAAUGGAGAGGAGUGCCCCCUCAGGAGAAAAACCAGCUGCCACUCAAAAAGAAGGAAUCAAAGAUGGGCAGGAGAUGGCUGUAAAAAGCAAACCCAGGAUCAGUCGCAAGGCUGUUUCAAGCCAGGUCAUAAUCUCCUCCAGGUCAGUGCAGGAGAAAAAGCCCGACUCAAACAAAGACCAGAGGAAGAGUGCGUCCUCUAAACCUGCUGAGCAGCCUCCGACCAGUCCUCUGAAAAGCCGCAACCGGAGCCCGAGUUUCAGCCCACCGCCCAGCCCAGCUCAGGACGAGCCGCUCAUUCAGCCUCCUCCCCGCUCUAAGUGGGAGAGAGAGGAUGACGAGGAAGAGGAAGGACAGGAGAAUCCCACCCUGACGACCAAGGAUCCUUCGCCGCCAGCCCAGAAAAUCCGAGCAAGUGAGGGACAUCAUGAUGCAUCGAAACCUGUUAGAAAUGAAGGCUAUGAGGCUGUAAAGGAGGAGAAGAAGGGAUCAAUCAAAGAGGAGAAGAAAAUAAAGACACAGAAGGAGGACAGUAAGGGAGGCAGGACGGCACAAAAAGACUCGGACAAACCACGCAAAACGAAAUCUGUGAGGGAGGAGAGCAGAGUAACAAGAGAGGAGAAAAGACCUUCAGCUAAAGAGGAGGAGAGGAGAGGUGGAGCGAAGGAGGAGAGGGCUCCAGAAGGAAAAGCAGUCAGAGAACGUGAGGAGAGUCGAAACCCAGAGCCAAGGAGACAGCGCCUGUGUUCCGACCUGACCCGCGAGACCGACGAGGCCGCUUUCGUGCCAGACUACAGCGAGGGGGAGGGCUCCGAGCCGGAGCGAGGCCGCAGCGGCAGCCUGACCCGUACUCUAAGCCAGCCCUCCCACAGCCGCUCGCCGAGCAACCGAAGCGGCUCAGCCAACACCACUGACAAGAAGAAGAAGAAACACAAGAAGCAAAAAAAGCGCAAGAAGCAAAAGAAACACAGCAGCCAGGACAAAGAAAAAGACCCCAAACAACACAAGAGCAAACACAAGAAGAAGAAACACAAAAAGAGCAAAGACAGAGAGGUGGAGGAAGAGGAGGAUGAAAAGGAAAAACAAGAGGAGGAAGCUCCAUGCUAACACCUUUGCCAAAAAUCCUGCAAUACCUAAACUGGAAAAGUUUAAUUUCCUUUUAUAAGAGAAUGAAUUAGAAGGUGUUUCUGGAGGAGCUUCUGACUUCAGCUCCAAAAGCAGCUCCAGGGAAGCUGCUGGAGUCUCUGACCUCUUUGGCCGCUCAGGAGAGACGCCAUGGAGCUCUGCUUUCACCAACCAGUGUCUGACCACAACAGACUUGCUAAACACAGCAAUCAGUGUCAUCCAUAGGAACAACACACACUGUACUCAGGGAUAUGGUUGCAUCUCGUAGAAGAUUCGCUGCUUCGUUCGCUUUGAUCAGUUUGUACAUAGAGAUUUGCUUUACAUUUCUGUUUUUCCUCUCUGUCUGCUUUUCAAGGCUCAACUAUCAUUUAUCUUAUUCACAUCUAUUUUCUUUGUAAAAGAGUCACCUUGGGGUUUUGCAUGUUUUAGCACUUUUGAAAAUUCAAAUUCUCAACCCUAAAAACAACAGCUUUUUAGUUUAUGGAAGUGCUAUUUUUUUUUUUUUUUUUUAUCCAAUCUGAAUCUACAGUUGCUUUCCCCAAAAACAAGGAUUUGCAACAACUGAAUAACCUGAUAAGAUGUCCUUUGGAAGUAAAGUUUAUUUAGCUAAAAUGUUUGACAUUUCUGGUGUUCUUAAAGUGAAAGCAGACAACUGUGUGUUUAGACCACACUGGAUUGUGUAAAUCAAUGGUGUUUAUUUAAUGACGAACCAGUCUUGAAAGGUUUAUGGUUCCUAAGGUACAGAUGCCAUCAGAGAAUGUUUAUGUGGAUGAAGCUGGUGUGAAAAUGAUACCUGUUCUAUGAAUUGUUCUGUUUCUUUUUUUAAUAAAAAAGUUGUGAACUCGA